Tachyglossus aculeatus (Australian echidna) is the source of this 948-nucleotide messenger RNA. RefSeq names its product olfactory receptor-like protein OLF4. Gene Ontology annotation, biological process: G protein-coupled receptor signaling pathway. Bases 1 to 948 code for a protein of 315 amino acids. Gene Ontology annotation, molecular function: olfactory receptor activity; G protein-coupled receptor activity. The transcript has a single exon. Gene Ontology annotation, cellular component: membrane. The record is from RefSeq and is a predicted model, not a curated record. Lineage: Eukaryota; Metazoa; Chordata; Mammalia; Monotremata; Tachyglossidae.
AUGGAGAGGGGAAACCAAACUGGGGUCUCAGAAUUCCUCCUUCUAGGACUGUCCAACUUGGCAGAGCAGCGGCAGCUCCUCUUCAUGCUGCUCCUCUGGUUGUACCUGCUUGGGGUUCUGGGGAGCCUACUCAUCGUCCUGGCCGUCAGCUUUGACCCACACCUGCACACCCCCAUGUACUUCUUCCUCACCAACCUCUCCCUGGCUGACAUCUGCUUCCUGUCCACCAUGGUCCCCAAGAUGCUGGUCAACAUUCAGAACCACGACAAAUCCAUAUCCUACCCUGGCUGCCUGGCACAAAUGUACUUCUUCCUUCUGUUUGGAACUCUGGACCACUUUCUCCUCACCGGGAUGGCAUAUGACCGUUACGAGGCCAUAUGUCACCCCCUCCACUACACCACCAUCAUGAGCCCACCGCUCUGUACCCUGGUGGCUGCUGGAUCCUGGAUCUUCAGUUCCCUCCAUGCCCUGACACACACCCUAUUGGUGGUUCGCUUAACCUUCUGUACCAAUUGGGAAAUUCCUCACUUCUUCUGUGAACUUUACCAGAUCCUAAAGCUUUCCUGUUCUAGCACUGUCAUCAAUGAAGCACUGGUGUUUGUCUUGGCAGUAGAGAUUGGGGUAGGUCCAAUCACCGGCCUCCUGUUCUCUUACCUUCGCAUCAUCUCCACCAUAUUGAGAAUCCCAUCUGCAGGGGGUAGGUGGAAAGCUUUCAGCACUUGUGCUUCUCACCUGUCUGUGGUCUCUUUAUUCUAUAGCACCACCCUUGGGACCUACCUUUGUCCAACAUCUACCCAAACAUUCAGUAAGGGCUCGAUAGCAUCUGUGCUGUACACAGUGGUCAUCCCCACAAUGCAUCCCUUCAUCUACAGCCUGAGAAACAAGAACAUGAAAAUGGCCCUGAGAAACGCAUUCAACAGGAGAAGUGUCUUCUCUCGAGGACUCUGA